Messenger RNA from Ochlerotatus camptorhynchus, 1740 nucleotides. Its product is annotated as dynein regulatory complex subunit 3-like. Bases 1 to 1740 code for a protein of 579 amino acids. Lineage: Eukaryota; Metazoa; Arthropoda; Insecta; Diptera; Culicidae. The record is from RefSeq and is a predicted model, not a curated record. Gene Ontology annotation, molecular function: protein binding. Gene Ontology annotation, cellular component: cilium. The transcript has 7 exons.
AUGGAGGUAAAUAAUUCAAAAAAACUUGCAGCGGAGAAAUCUGUCCACAAGGAACAGGAACCGGGAGUGAUCAGCAAUGAUGUGCUCACGAAAGCCAUCGUCGAACAAGGUCACAAGGGUGAAGCUGGUCGAUUGGCACGCAUGGACGAAGUUCAACUGGAAUCCAUAACCGUCAUCCGACUGGAGUUUCAAAAUAUUCUGAAAAUUGAUCAUCUUUGGGUAUUGAAGAACUUGGAAAUUUUAUCGCUGGCAUUCAACAAAAUCGACAAAGUUGAAAAUCUGCAUCGGUUGACAAAACUGAAAGAACUUAAUUUAUCGUUCAACUUCAUUGAAAAAAUCGAGAACCUUGAUCAGCUAGUGCUGAUGCGCACGCUGUCACUGUUUGGAAACCGAAUAGAAAAAUUGGAAAAUUUGGAUCGGUUGGAGAAUUUAGUCAUUUUCAGUGCCGGGAAGAACAACAUCAAUACUCUGGAGGGACUGGAAAGACUGAGGUUUCUGAAAAAUUUGCGUUCUUUAAACUUGGCAGAGAAUCCGAUAGCCACGGACAAGAACAAACCUCUGAGACAGUAUUUGGCGUGUUUGUUGCCUCAUUUGAAAUACUAUCAGUAUGUUCUAAUCAAGCCAGAAGAACGAGAAUCAGGAAAGGAAUUGUUCACUCGUGAGCUGCAAGAUAUUCUUGAGAAUGAAAAGUUUGAGAUUAUCGAAAGGAAGCGGAUCGCAAAAGAGAAAGCAGACGAGGUUUACCUCUCGAAGAGUUUCGUUGAGCAUUUGAAUGGACAUCAAUUAUUUGAAUCGCUUUUUACCGGUGACCCGGACGGUGAAGCUCUGCUAGCCAUUGGCGAGGAUGCUCUUGAACUAAAAACUGAAUACAUGACCGAGGCGUAUACAUUCACGCAGCAAAUCUACAAGAUUGGCCUGGGGCAAUAUGAACGUCGCCAGCAGGAAAUCCAACUGUACAACCGCUGCAUCGAGAUGGAACGAAAGAAAGCACAAAAACUCGGUCAAGACAUCAUCAACCGUUUUUUGGAGGUCUACAACCGCUUGUGCCCUAAGGUGAAACAAAUCGUGACUGAUCUGAGUCGGGACACCCUCAAGCGGAUUGAGUCGGUUUUAUCGUCACCGUCGUCGGCGCAUACCAUCCAACCGUUUUUGGAUGAACUUGCGCUAGCCAAGGACGAAUUCAACUCCAUCUUCGAGGACUCGUGGCACACGCUGAUGAGCAUCGAAAUGCAGCUAUUCGAGCGAACUGAGGAGGGCAAUUCGAAUUUCGAAAACACCAUCAAAGAGAUGACCAAUGAGUUCAUCGAGCUAGUGCAGGCUCAGUUCGUGCUGCUACGUGAGGCAGAGAUUAACUUUAGCGAUGCGCUCAUCGGAAUCGUACAACAGUUUGUGACGUUCAAGGCGGCAUCCGGCUAUGCAGGGGAUAUUCCUGAGGCACUGCAAGAGUCACUAGACGACAAAGAUGUAAUAAGUAACCUGGCAGCCGGAAUGCGUGACCACCACAUGCAACUAAUUGAUGCUCGGGAAGACAAACUGAUCAAUAGGAGCCGCAACUGGGUCAGAGAACUGUGUGAUGGACUGCAGAAAUCGGAGAUCAAGCGUAAUCGUGCCAAAGUGCUCGAGAUCACUUACUUUUUGGACCACCACCGUCAGCUAUUCUAUGCUUUGAUUGAGGACGUCAUACCCGUCAAAGACGACAAAAAGAGAAUGAUUUCGAAAGUACAUUUUUCCGAUGAGUAA